CAAGGAAGACAGAGGAAUUGUUUAGUCUGCAGAUUUGUUCUCUAGAGAGCGUGGCCAGUAGUCGGCUCCCGCCCCGUCUUAGCCUCUCUCUCUCCCUCUUUCUUUCUCUCUUUCUCUCUCUCUCUCUCUCUCUCUCUCUCUCUCCCCUCCUUCCUCUCCCUCUCUCUCUCUCUCUCUCUUUUUCUCUCUGUGGGAAGUCUCUGGAAGACGAGGGAGAGAGAAGAAGCCGCUGAGCAGCCAUAGCCAUGGCUCUCCGAACUCUUGCCUCACGUGUGGCCACUGGCGUGCGCUGCCAUUACCGGCAGUCCCUUGUAUCAUCAUCUUCUUCUUCUUCGGGUUCAGCGCGACUUCUGCUGCCUCUCCUCCGUGGCUUUUCCUCGACGAUUACUGAGGCGGACUGCAAGUUCCUUAAGUCCCAUGAAUAUGUCUCCAUCGACGAUAAGAUCGGGACGGUUGGGAUCUCGGACUUUGCACAGGUUCUCUCAUGAGGAUAUUCUCGAUCGCCGCAAGCUUCGACGUUAAAGAAAUUUUGUUGUCCAACCUCCCGCAUACUUCUAUCCUUAAGGGCGACUGGUGGUGGGUACACCGAUUUUUGAAACAACCCGCUCAGUCAAUCCUCUGAAUCAAUGCUGGCAGGAUCU
Messenger RNA from Chara braunii, 641 nucleotides. The record is from the annotation of a GenBank genome assembly. NCBI's taxonomy places the organism in Eukaryota, Viridiplantae, Streptophyta, Charophyceae, Charales, Characeae.